GCGGGACGGGUUGUCAUGGCGGCGGACGGAGAUUGAGGCGGGACGGGUUGUCAUGGCGGCGGAGGCGGAGGCUGAGGACGGGCCGGAAUGGGAUCAGUUCUUCUCGGACUGCGCGCCGCCGCCUAACGCGGCCGCCUCGGUCCGGGCGCUGGGCGAGUUCGCGGCGCAGCAUGCGGAGCAGUGCAGGCGGCUGGUGCUGGUCACCUCGGGGGGCACUAAGGUGCCGCUGGAGUCGCGCACCGUGCGCUACCUCGACAACUUCAGCAGCGGCUGGCGAGGCGCCGUGUCCGCCGAGCACUUCCUCCAGCUCGGCUACGCCGUGGUCUUCCUGCACCGGCAGCGUUCCCUCUUCCCCUUCUCCCGCCGCUACUCGGGCCUCAACCUGCUGGACGCGCUGAAGGCCGUGCUCGACGUCGGCACCGGCUGCUGGAGGGUGGAGGCUGACCAGGCCGCGCUGCCCGGCAUCGUGCCAACGCUGCAGCGCUACGCCGCCGUCAGGGAGGCCGGACUCCUCCUGCCCCUCGAGUUCAGCACCUUGUCCGACUACCUGUACCUGCUCAGGGCGGCUGCCCAGGCCCUCCACCACAACGGACCAAAAGCCAUGUUCUACCUCGCAGCAGCUGUGUCGGAUUUCUUCAUUCCCGCGUCAGAGAUGCCUGAGCACAAAAUUCAGUCGGGGGCUAACCCUCUGCAGCUAAGUAUGCAAAUGGUUCCCAAGAUGCUGACUCCUCUAGUGAAGGACUGGGCUCCUCAAGCAUUUGUCACAUCCUUCAAGCUUGAGACGGAUUCAUCACAGCUGCUCGCUCGAGCUCGCAAAGCUUUAGCAACUUACAGACACCAGGUUGUUGUCGCCAAUACACUUGAAACGCGGAGGGUGUACGUUCUCAUCGUCACCGAGGACUCUCAGGUUGAUAUAAAACUUUCGGAGAACGAAGUGCAGCAACAUCAUGAAAUUGAAGAGAAAAUUGUGAAGCAUUUGAGUGAAUGCCACACUAAUUUUAUAGAAAAGAGCAAAAAUCCCACGUAAGUAGACGGGGGAUGAGUUACCAUGGAAAAGCUGUAUGAAAUAAAAAGCUGCUGAAGUUAUGGAACUAGAUAAUGAAAUCUUGCAAAUGUGAACAAUGUCAUCUGGGCGACCAGGCGUUCUGCUUUAUGUUUUUUUUAAAACAAAUUUAAGAAUAACGAGACCUAGGCUAACACUAAAAGCAAUCAGAAGCCAUGCUUAAAAAGUUCCGCCUGAUAAAAAGCAACGUGGCAUUUUAUUGGUAAAUAGGUGAAACUUUCCAUGACUAAAGGAAAACAAUAUUGGUAUUUUUAUUACUAGAAUGCGCCAGUAUAAUUGGAUGGGACUAAAAAUAUUAAUAUAGUCGGUGAAACAAUGGGUUAAUAAGUUGUGAACUUGUCAGAAUUUUAUAGUAUCAAUACUCAAACGCUAGAAAUGUUGUAGAUUUGCUGAAUGCAAUUGUAUAUUUUUGCAAUUUAAUUAUUGUCAUUACAUAUCACAGUUGUAUUUAAUUUGCAUUCAGUUUAAAUGGGUGAAAUUAAAACAUUCCUAUCCAUUCAUUGCAA
This is a messenger RNA of Amblyraja radiata (thorny skate), 1569 nucleotides long. It is a transcript of the gene ppcs, whose product is annotated as phosphopantothenoylcysteine synthetase. The record is from RefSeq and is a predicted model, not a curated record. NCBI's taxonomy places the organism in Eukaryota, Metazoa, Chordata, Chondrichthyes, Rajiformes, Rajidae. The transcript has 3 exons. The coding region runs from base 53 to 1027 and encodes 324 amino acids.